Coregonus clupeaformis (lake whitefish) is the source of this 2199-nucleotide messenger RNA. RefSeq names its product membrane-associated transporter protein. The transcript has 7 exons. The record is from RefSeq and is a predicted model, not a curated record. Gene Ontology annotation, biological process: transmembrane transport. The coding region runs from base 431 to 2134 and encodes 567 amino acids. Lineage: Eukaryota; Metazoa; Chordata; Actinopteri; Salmoniformes; Salmonidae. Gene Ontology annotation, cellular component: membrane. Gene Ontology annotation, molecular function: sucrose:proton symporter activity.
CAGAGUUGUAAAUUCAUCUCUUGUCAUUCUCCUGUCAUCCAAUUCUCUCUCUCUGUUGGGACUACUGAAUUUCUGGUAAUCAAGUGAUAAUUUCAUGGAACUCCAAAUUAUUCCAGGAAUAGUUUUGAUGGAAAGGAAUGUAGUGUUGUGAGAUGGGGUUAAAAGCCAUAAUCUUAGUCACGUGCUUUAAAAAAAAAACUAAAAGUUGAAACAUUCAUCUAAAUCAAACCAACAGCCACACCCCAUCUCUCCUCCCAUCUCCUCAGCCUCUCCUCUCCUCGCCUCAGAUCAGGACUUGUGGCUACUUGGACUCAUUGCUCAACUAUGCAGUAGAGAAUUAGCUGGAGCCAAGAAGCAGAGAUUGGGCUGUUUGCCAUUGACAAGCGGGCUGAGAGCUACACCCAUACACCCUCCGUCUCCCCCAGUAGCUAUGUCCUUCCUCACAGGGGACCAACCCCAGCCAUGCAGGCUUCCGGAGCCCGGAACACACAUCACAGGUCUGGACUGUUACUCAAUGGGGAGUGUGGACUGUAGGGAGUCUACGAAGGAGAACUACUUGGACAAUAUGGAGCCCGUUGUGUUUGGGGUGGUGGAGCUUCCCAGGCGCUCUCGGGGAAGGCUGUUGCUGCAUGGCAUGGUCAUGUUUGGAAGGGAAUUUUGCUAUGCGGUGGAGGCAGCCUUCGUCACACCGGUGCUGCUCAGUGUGGGACUCCCUCAGAGCUUGUACAGCCUUGUGUGGCUGAUCAGCCCCAUCCUGGGCUUUCUGCUGCAACCCAUCAUCGGCUCGGCCAGCGACUACUGCAGGUCCCCGUGGGGCCGACGGAGGCCCUACAUCCUCGCACUGGGGAUUAUGAUGCUCAUGGGCCUUACCUUGUUUCUAAAUGGAGAUGCAGUCAUAUCAGUGUUAGUACAGGAUAGGUCAUUGAAGAGGAUAUGGGCCAUCGUCAUAGUCAUGUUUGGAGUGGUGCUAUUUGACUUUGCAGCAGACUUCAUCGAUGGGCCAGUCAAGGCCUACCUCUUUGACGUCUGCUCGUACACAGACAAGGAAAGAGGACUGCACUACCAUGCCCUUCUCACAGGGCUUGGGGGUGCCUUCGGGUACCUCGUGGGAGCCAUGGACUGGGGUCACUCGUCCCUGGGCCGACUGCUGGGGUCAGAGUACCAGGUCAUCUACUUCUUCUCUGCUCUGACCUGGACGGUAUUCCUCAUCGUGCAUCUCUUCAGCAUCCCAGAGACACCCCUAGCCAAGGACAUUAACUUGGAUACGUUGAACCCCAAUGCCCUCCUCCUCAUCAGCACACACAGCAGCAGUGGUGGCUAUGGAUCCUUGCAUGGAUCCAUGUCGCAAGAGUCGGAGCCAGACCUCCGGCCUCGUUCAUUCUCUGCCCUGGGGGAAGCCAAUUCCGUCACAUCCAGUGCCAAGCAACCCAACAAAGAGAAGAGGAUGACUCUGAAGUCAUGUCUCCUGGCCAUGAUUAACAUGCCUAGUCAUUACCGCUGUCUCUGCGUCAGUCACCUGUUGGGUUGGACCGCCUUCCUCUGCAACAUGCUCUUCUUCACAGACUUCAUGGGACAGAUUGUGUAUAAGGGCAACCCGUAUGCGGACCAUAACUCCACAGCCUACGAGCGGUAUGAGAGGGGGGUGGAGAUUGGAUGCUGGGGUCUCUGUAUCAACGCCAUCUCCUCUGCUCUUUACUCCUAUGUCCAGAGGCUGCUGCUGCCCUACAUCGGUCUGAAGGGGCUCUACUUCGUGGGAUACUUUGUGUUUGGUCUGGGCACCAGUCUUAUCGGCCUGUUCCCCAACAUUAUCACCACCCUCAUCCUGUGCAGUGUCUUCGGAGUCAUGUCCAGCACCUUGUACACCAUCCCCUUCAAUCUCAUCUCAGAGUACCACCGCGAGGAGGAGGUGCAGAGGAAGAUGGGGAAAGGGAAUCAUGCAGGACAGGAUCGAGGCACCGGCGUGGAUUGUGCAGCACUCACAUGUAUGGUGCAGCUGGCUCAGAUCAUCGUUGGGGCGGGACUGGGGGCAUUGGUUAACAUGGCAGGAAGUGUGAUUGUGGUGGUCCUCUCAGCAUCAGCAAUGUCUCUAAUUGGCUGUCUGUUCAUCACCCUCUUCAUCAGAUACGUGGAAUAACCUCUUUAAUAAAGAUAUUAGGUAAUACCCUUUAACCUCGUCUCCCUCUUCCUUACACCCUAUAA